Molecule: messenger RNA, 700 nt
Organism: Gopherus flavomarginatus (Mexican gopher tortoise)
Lineage: Eukaryota; Metazoa; Chordata; Testudines; Testudinidae
Product: cytochrome c oxidase assembly protein COX16 homolog, mitochondrial
Exons: 4
Coding region: 102-455 (117 amino acids)
Biological process (GO): mitochondrial respiratory chain complex IV assembly
Cellular component (GO): mitochondrial inner membrane
Source: RefSeq, a predicted model, not a curated record
UUCCCGCAGCGGGGCGGAACCAAGUUGCUCAGAGCGCGGUGUCUGCGGGGAGCUGGUUUUGAAAGGACCGCGCCUCCCGGAAGUACUGGGGGCGGGACCUGAUGCAGGAGGCGGCGGCGCGGAGCCUGCGGCGGGGCUUGGAGAGGCUGCGACCCCUCGCGAAGAAUAAGACGCUGCGAUAUGGGGUCCCCAUGAUGCUCCUGAUUAUUGGUGGGUCCUUUGGUCUCCGUGAGUUCACUCAAAUCCGUUAUGAUGCUCAAAAACUCCACAGCAAGAUGGAUCCAGCUUUGGAAGAAAGAAUCAGAAAGAAUAAGAUAUCAUUGGAAUCUGAAUAUGAGAAACUGAAAAACUCUAACUUUGAUGACUGGAAGAACAUCAGAGGGCCCCGUCCAUGGGAGGAUUCCAAGUCUCUUCAAGAGCAGCAGCAGCAAGUUCUUCAUUCCAAGCCAUCUUGACUAUGUGCGCUCACUCCGGUGUCUUUGUAGAAUCACUGCUAUGCCAGUGACUGGGCUUUCUUGCCUUCUAAUCUUGUGUCCAGGGAGAGACAUGGGUGGGGGAAAAACCAAGCUGACAGGUGGUUUACUUGAGAUCAGUCUGAGAUGAAAUGUUAAAUAAAGAUCUUUGUUCAACUGCAGCCAUUUGCAUGGAAGCCCAUAGACUGUGUAUAUUAAUUCUUAAUAAAGAUCAGUCCAUUCUUUCA